UGCAUUGCGUGUACUAGCAAACAUGAUGGGUAAAAUGAAUGGAAGAAGCUGUUGAUGGUUACAAACAGGGGAUAAACGUAUUGUUAUUAUUAUUAUACUAAUUGCACCAGGAAUAUCAACAUGGCACUCCCCUGAAAUUGAACUCUGGUAAAACGGUUCGAGUAAGUUAACUAAGUAAUGUCAUGGCGUUCCCUCAGCCUAAACCUCAGGCUCCUCAGCUUCCUCAACAUCUGCUCAGGACCAUAGACUGCGAGCAAGGAGCUGUCAGGGCUGUUCGCUUCAAUGCUGAUGGGAACUACCUACUGUCUUGUGGCAGUGACAAAUCUCUAAAGCUGUGGAGUGUGAGCCGAGGGACCCUGCUGAAGACCUACAGUGGCCAUGGAUACGAGGUUCUGGAUGCUGAUGGUUCCUAUGACAACAGCCAGAUUUGCUCCUGCAGCUCUGAUAAAACAUUGAUCCUGUGGGAUGUCGCCACAGGCCAGGUCAUACGCAAACUCAGAGGUCACGCUGGGAAAGUAAACUGUGUCCAGUUUAACGAGGAGGCAACUGUCAUUUUGUCUGGGUCCAUAGAUGGGACAGUUCGAUGUUGGGACACCAGGUCCAGAAGAUUUGAGCCCAUCCAGGUUCUAGACGAGGCUCGGGACGGAAUCAGCAGCCUGAAGGUGGCACAACACGAGCUGCUUACUGGGUCGGUGGAUGGCAGAGUGAGGCGCUACGACCUGAGAAUGGGACAACUGCAUGUUGACUUCAUCAGCAGCCCCAUCACAUGUGUGUGUUUCAGUCAGGACGCUCAGUGCACUCUGAGCUCCAGUCUAGAUUCAACAGUCAGGCUACUGGACAAGAGCACCGGGGAAAUGCUGGGAGAGUAUACAGGACACAAGAUGAAGGGCUAUAAGCUGGACUGCUGCCUGUCCAGUAAAGACACCCAUGUCCUGAGCUGCUCAGAGGACGGACACGUCUACUGCUGGGACCUGGUGGAAGGAUCUUUGUCCUUGAAACUGCCAGUGGGGAAAGCUGUUGUCCAGUCGUUGUCCUUCCACCCGACAGAGACCUGCCUCCUCACAGCCAUGGAGGGGCGUGUUCAGGUGUGGGGCGCAGAGACAGAGGAGGAUGCGAUGGCCACAUAGACAUGGUGAAAGUAGUCAAAAGCUACAUUUACAUGCUGAGAGGAUUAAUUUUUCUGUUAUUCCAAUAAGAUACAGUCUGUAAACAUCAUAACUUUAAAACCUGAUAAACCUUAUGGUGGCAUGAAAACAUCUUACUCCCACAUUUAGUUUUUGUGUCUGUAAACACAGGGUUGUUGGAGGUUUGCUACUGGAAUAAGUACAUUUUUUGCAAUGUGAGCAUUUCCAGCAGAACCUGAACCCUGGCAUAUCUGACAAAUGUGAUACAGUGUAGGACCAGUGAACAGUACGCAUGCCUGAUCAAUCAGAUAUUUAUCAGAGGCACCAGGAAAAUGACAGAUUCCUACAAUGAUUGUUAUUUCUUUGUCUUGUCAAAAAGGGAAUAUUCACGAAACAUGAAACUGAAUCAUAAAGUUUCAAAGGCUCAUGUGGGCAGCUCAACUUGAAUAAGAUCCUUUUGAGUCUAUGUAAACUUGUAAAUGACCAAGGGGGGAAAAGGUUUAUUUUGGUCAGAAGUGAGAUACAUAGAUACAUAGAUACACAGUGGCCAUUCAGGUACAGCUAACUACAGAUUAUCAGUCUGUCUUUAUGACUGUUAGCUUUACAAAGAUUUAGUUCUCUAGAGAGGAAAGCCAAUGUUGAACAUACCAGCUGACACAAAUAAAAAAAAAAAAUGAUGUUGAACUCUGGUUCACAGAUGUACAGAGUACAUGAUCUGGAUGUGAAUUUAAUUUUAGUUAAUGCGUGAAUCAUAAUAAUUAACAAAAGGAUCUAGGACUUUGAUUUUUGUAUGUGUGCAAAACAUAUAUUUUUGUACAAAACCUUGAAUAAACAUUUUCUUGUAUACAUUA
This is a messenger RNA of Siniperca chuatsi (mandarin fish), 1975 nucleotides long. It is a transcript of the gene wdr83, whose product is annotated as WD repeat domain containing 83. Gene Ontology annotation, cellular component: catalytic step 2 spliceosome. Lineage: Eukaryota; Metazoa; Chordata; Actinopteri; Centrarchiformes; Sinipercidae. Gene Ontology annotation, biological process: mRNA splicing, via spliceosome. The transcript has 10 exons. The record is from RefSeq and is a predicted model, not a curated record. Bases 183 to 1127 code for a protein of 314 amino acids. Gene Ontology annotation, molecular function: protein binding.